AUGGCGCUAAACAUUGUUGCCAGGUUUUCGCGCAGUGUUAAUUUAAAUACUACACACUUGGAGCAGUUUCGUUGCCCUGUGACUUCUAUUGGAAAAGGCUACUUUGGAUUGCAUCUCAAUCGUAAAUUUAGCACAGAAGCCGUUGGAGAGUCAACGCCGAAGGAAAGUGAUAAAGAAAUAGAGUCCUUAAAGACUGAAAUGCAGAAAAUAACUGAAAGAUAUAAUGAUUUAGAUGACAAAUAUAAAAGGGCUCUCGCCGAGUCCGAAAACAUGCGUAAACGUUUGAUGAAACAGAUAGAUGAAGCCAAACUAUUCGGUAUCCAAAGUUUCUGCAAAGAUUUACUGGAAGUGGCUGAUAUUUUAACGUCUGCUACUAAAUCAGCUCCUCAAGACCAAUUAAAAGAUGGAGUUAAUCCUCCGUUCGCUAAUUUGUACCAUGGAUUAGUAUUGACAGAAAGCCAGUUGUUCAAGGUUUUCUCCCGCUAUAACUUAGUCCAGAUUUCUCCACAAGUUGGUGAACAUUUUGACCCAAAUAUUCAUGAAGCUGUGUUCCAAGCUCCUUUGGAAGCUGGAAAAGAAAAGAAUACAGUCGCUGUGGUAACAAAAGUAGGUUAUCAAUUACAUGGACGACCUCUGAGACCGGCGUGUGUUGGUGUGUUUGGACCUUAA
Messenger RNA from Schistosoma guineensis, 669 nucleotides. The record is from the annotation of a GenBank genome assembly. Lineage: Eukaryota; Metazoa; Platyhelminthes; Trematoda; Strigeidida; Schistosomatidae.